AUGGAUACCCUCUGCUUCAACGCCGCAACGUUUAUUGCAGGGGUCUUCGUCCUUGACUAUGGGGCAGACAAAUUCCUUGACCAUACUGUUAUCGUGGGACGGCGGUUAGGCAUUUCGCCGACUCUUAUUGCUCUCUUGACAGCUGGAGCCGAAUAUGAAGAGCUCGCUGUAGUUGUUGCCGCAAUCCUACAACAUCGUAGCCCCCUUGCCCUGGGCAACAUUAUGGGAUCUGCAAUUUCCAACAUACUCGGUGCCUUUUCGCUGGGUCUUCUAUGUCAUCCGGGUGGGAUGGAAUUUGAUAGGAGUGCAAAGAUAUAUUCCCCACUCCUGCUUUCCGUCACCACCCUCUUUGUGGCCUUAGCGUUCUUCGACCAACUAAAUCGAGUUACCGGUGGGAUCCUGAUCGCUAUGUUCGCCCUCUAUAUCAUUUCCAUUGGUUAUUCAAUUUAUAAGGGUAUAACUGAACCGCCUGAGAUGUCGGACAGUGACAGCGACGAAGUAGUACCCAGGAUUGGUGAGGAGCGACCAAUAGGCCGAGCCGGCUGGUCGUCAGCUCCAGAGAGCUCUCCUCUCUUACCAAAUACGAAUCCACCACAAGAGGAAAACAGAAAUCUCCCACAGCCACUUUAUCAACAUGUCUUGCAACUCUUCUUUGGUCUGCUUGCACUCUCUUUAUCGGGAUAUAUUCUCGCCCACAGCGCAGGUGCCAUCGCUGAUUCCCUCCAGCUGUCGGGCACCGUCUUUGGCCUGACAGUAAUUGCCUUUGCUACAACCCUACCGGAAAAGUUAAUUUCUGUACUUAGCGGCUUGCGCGGACAAGGAGGGAUUGUUGUUGCGACCACAGCAGGGAGUAACAUAUUCCUGCUCACGCUCUGCGUCGGUGUUGUUGCCGUUGCAGGAGGUCCCGUCGAUCAGUCGGAUACAUUUGUCCUUUUUGACCUAGUGAUAGUCUGGAUGUCCGCGUUAUGCUUUGCAACGGUCGUCUUUUUUGGAGCUAGUCGGAUUGCUGGUCUAGUGCUUCUCGCUGCAUAUAUAGUGUUCUUGAUCCUUGAGUUCACGGUGUACAAACGAUGA
Molecule: messenger RNA, 1074 nt
Organism: Penicillium brevicompactum
Lineage: Eukaryota; Fungi; Ascomycota; Eurotiomycetes; Eurotiales; Aspergillaceae
Product: sodium:calcium antiporter
Exons: 2
Coding region: 1-1074 (357 amino acids)
Biological process (GO): calcium ion transmembrane transport; intracellular calcium ion homeostasis
Cellular component (GO): membrane
Molecular function (GO): calcium channel activity; calcium, potassium:sodium antiporter activity
Source: RefSeq, a predicted model, not a curated record